Molecule: messenger RNA, 1712 nt
Organism: Callorhinchus milii (elephant shark)
Lineage: Eukaryota; Metazoa; Chordata; Chondrichthyes; Chimaeriformes; Callorhinchidae
Gene: onecut2
Product: one cut homeobox 2
Exons: 2
Coding region: 20-1516 (498 amino acids)
Biological process (GO): regulation of transcription by RNA polymerase II
Cellular component (GO): nucleus
Molecular function (GO): RNA polymerase II cis-regulatory region sequence-specific DNA binding; DNA-binding transcription factor activity, RNA polymerase II-specific
Source: RefSeq, a predicted model, not a curated record
AACAUCUUUAAUGGACUGAAUGAACAACGCGUAUAGAUGUCUGGCCAAAGCGGUAUAUGGCGUGAACCCGGAGUUUACAAUGGACACCAUUGGGAAUUUGCACGGUGGCUUGAGCCAUGAGCAAACUGGCGACCUGAUGAACCACAGUCCUCACCAUCGGCAGUCGGUCUCGGUGGCUCAUCGGGACCUGACCACCCGCUCGGCCAUGGUGUCCAGCAUGGCCUCCAUCCUGGAGGGAGCCGGCGACUACAGACCCGAGCUGUCCAUCCCUUUGCACCCCACCUUGAGCAUGGCCUGCGAGUCCCCCCCGGGAAUGGGGAUGAGCAGCACCUACACCACGCUGACCCCACUCCAGCCCCUGCCACCCAUCUCCACCGUGUCGGACAAGUUCCACCACCCGCACCCCCACCACCCGCACCCGCACCCGCACCCCCACCACCACCACCACCACCACCAGCGGCUCCCGGGCAACGUGAGCGGGAGCUUCACCCUGAUGAGAGACGAGAGGGGGCUUCCGACCCCCAUGAACAACCUGUACAACCCCUACCACAAGGACGUGUCCUCCAUGAGCCAAAGCCUCUCGCCUUUGGCCACCAACCCCCUGGGCAACGGCCUGGGCUCCCUCCACGGCGGCCAACAGGGCAUCCAGCCGUACGGGGCCGUGGCCGGCAACCACGAGAAGAUGCUGAGCCCCAGCUUCGAGGCUCACUCGGCCAUGCUCGCCCGGGGCGAGCAGCACUUGCCCCGGGGUCUGGUGGGCGCCCCGUCGGCGGGGAUGAUGCCCCCUCACCUGAACGGGUUGCACCACCACCACCACCAUCACCACCACCACCACGGCGGCGGCGGGGGCGGGGGCGGGGGCGGGGGGGGCACCGGGCACCACCACCAGCCUCACGGACCGGCCGCCUUGGCUUCCAGCCGGGACCGGCCCGGGUCCUCCUCCUCCUCCUCGGGCUCCCAAGCCCACACCGGCUCGGGUCAGUUGGAGGAGAUCAACACCAAAGAGGUGGCGCAGCGCAUCACGGCGGAGCUCAAGCGCUACAGCAUCCCGCAGGCGAUCUUCGCGCAGCGGGUGCUGUGCCGCUCGCAGGGGACCCUCUCCGACCUCCUGAGGAACCCCAAACCCUGGAGUAAACUCAAGUCCGGACGGGAGACCUUCAGGCGCAUGUGGAAGUGGCUCCAGGAGCCCGAGUUUCAGAGGAUGUCGGCGCUGAGGCUCGCAGCGUGCAAACGCAAGGAACAAGAACAGAACAAGGAGAAGAACAAUACACCAAAGAGGGCAAGGCUAGUUUUCACCGACCUCCAGCGCCGGACUCUUUUUGCCAUUUUCAAGGAAAACAAACGCCCUUCCAAGGAGAUGCAGAUCACAAUCUCGCAACAGCUGGGCCUGGAACUGAGCACGGUCAGUAAUUUCUUUAUGAACGCCCGGAGAAGAAGCUUAGACAAGUGGCAGGAUGAGGCCCUUUCGAGCCCAGGGGCUUCAUCUUCCACCUCUAGCACUUGCACCAAAGCAUGAUUGAGGAAAGUGCUCCAGAACCUGGGCACGAUACUCAAAGCCGUCUAAUCUUUCUCCCCUUUUCUUUUGAAGAGACUGGGUUCAGUGGUGAGUGCGAUAGCACAAUCUAUGCGUUACACGUACAGAAGCACUGUGUCUUUCCGUCCGUCCUGGGAACAUGGGAACAGGACUAGUCCAUUCAUCCCCCUUGAGCCUG